UAGGACUUACCCAGCAGGCAAAGCGCUUGGCUCUUCUAGAUCAAGAUGGCGACGCGGGUCCCUUCGUCAAGACACUGGCUCCAGAGUCUUCGAAAAUGGUAUUACAAUGCUGCAGGAUUCAACAAACUUGGGUUGAUGCGUGAUGACACACUUUAUGAAGAUGAAGAUGUUAAAGAGGCCAUAAGAAGACUUCCAGAGAAUCUGUAUAAUGAUCGAAUGUUUCGUAUCAAGAGAGCUCUGGACCUGACCAUGAGGCAUCAGAUCUUGCCUAAAAACCAAUGGACAAAAUAUGAAGAGGACAAAUUAUACCUUCAACCAUAUCUGAAGGAGGUUAUCCGUGAAAGAAAAGAGAAAGAAGAAUGGAAUAAGAAGUAAUCAUGUCAAAAAAUGUUAUCAAUAUGUUAAUCCUCAAAAUAUUUUUUAAUAAGUAUGGUUGUGCAAAAUAUGAGGUUAAUUAACCAUUUGUAAUUGUGCUGCAAAUUUAUUUAAUUUAAAUAAAUGACUAUCAUAGGAA
Antechinus flavipes (yellow-footed antechinus) is the source of this 514-nucleotide messenger RNA. RefSeq names its product cytochrome b-c1 complex subunit 7. NCBI's taxonomy places the organism in Eukaryota, Metazoa, Chordata, Mammalia, Dasyuromorphia, Dasyuridae. The transcript has 4 exons. Gene Ontology annotation, biological process: mitochondrial electron transport, ubiquinol to cytochrome c. The record is from RefSeq and is a predicted model, not a curated record. Bases 46 to 375 code for a protein of 109 amino acids.